Messenger RNA from Doryrhamphus excisus (bluestripe pipefish), 1400 nucleotides. RefSeq names its product nucleophosmin/nucleoplasmin, 3 (gene npm3). Gene Ontology annotation, biological process: chromatin remodeling. Gene Ontology annotation, cellular component: cytoplasm; nucleolus; nucleoplasm. The record is from RefSeq and is a predicted model, not a curated record. Gene Ontology annotation, molecular function: chromatin binding; RNA binding; histone binding. Lineage: Eukaryota; Metazoa; Chordata; Actinopteri; Syngnathiformes; Syngnathidae.
ACAAACACGCGAUCAAAUGCGACGUUCUCUUCCCUCCAGAAACUUGUCUGCUUGGUAAAACGUGCGCUGUCAACCACCACCACAUUUCGGCGCGUGUUCAGGAUGUCUUUCACAGACGACGAGUGUUCAGAUGGCGGCUUGGCUGGUGAAAAAAAGCUACAGAGCUUCCUUUUCAGUUGUCAGCUCUCCUCCAAAUCACCUUUUUACACCUUCCAAGGAGAUGAAGAGGAAGACCUGGAGCACUUCAUUGAGCUCAGAACGAUAUGUCUGGGAGAAGGUGCCCUGGAGGAGAAUAAUGUGGUGGAGGUAACGGCCAUGAACCAUCAAGGAAAGACAACGUCAGUGCCAGUGGCGAACCUUCACAUCAGCUGCCUGCCAAUGGUGUGUUUGGGUGAGUUUGAGCUCAAAGCACCAGUCACCAUCAGGCUCAAGGCUGGCUCAGGACCAGUUACCAUCAGCGGCCUGCACCUUAUUGCUUCAGAAAUUGAAGAGUCCGACUUGGAAGAAGAGGAUGAUGAUGAUGAUGAUGACGACGACGACGACGAUGAUGAUGAUGAUGACGAGGACGAUGAUGAUGACGACGACGACGAUGAUGACGAGGAGGAUGAUGAGGAUGAUAUGGAGGAAGAUGACAUAAGCCCCAUAAAACCAGCAAAAAAGAAACAGUAACCCUCGAUUGGCGAUUUAGGCUUUACAUGAGGCAAUAACAAUUCAGGGGUCACAGUUGAAGUCACCUGAAACUGCCAAACACUUUCCCCAUAUUCCCAACACGCAGCCGGAGGAAUCACUCAAAUUGCCGCUAGCUAAGGACGAAAGGACUAAACUCAGUGAAACACCCGAGACUCACAGUUGUUGAAUCAAAAUAGCGUUGUAAUAGUAAGGUCACUGUGUGUUACGAGAAGGGUUCCUCAGAUCAUUCGCCGAAUUAUCAAUGCAAGUCACAUUUUUGUAGCUUGAAGAUAACUGUUUUUUUCUAUGUUGAAUGUCAAAUCAUACAUGUGAAAUAUUUUGUACUUUAAUGAAAGCACAAAAAACGUUGUCUUUGUCAUUUUGUAAUUUACAAUAGAUGCUAAAACCGUCAUUGAGAAAUGUCCCCAACCAAAUACAUUUUCAUGUUUGAUGAAAUGCACAUGUUUACAUGCCUUACAAAUCAUCCAUUGUCUGGUACAAGUUCCACGGGUGGAACUUGGGCUUUACCAAGUGGUAUGAUAAGGUGAUGUAUACAGCCCUGAUCAAAGUCUUAAGACCAUUUGAAAAAAUGAGGUUUUAAGUAGAGCUACAAUAUGCAAAAGCAAGAAGGGCACUUCAUUGAAAACACCCAUUAAACUUGAAUUGGCUGUUUAUCAGCUGAUCAAAGGUUUAAGACCUGAUCGCUCAAAAAAAAAAAAAAAAUACAAAAA